Molecule: messenger RNA, 1706 nt
Organism: Drosophila kikkawai
Lineage: Eukaryota; Metazoa; Arthropoda; Insecta; Diptera; Drosophilidae
Product: trans-1,2-dihydrobenzene-1,2-diol dehydrogenase
Molecular function (GO): nucleotide binding
Source: RefSeq, a predicted model, not a curated record
AGACUGUCAGUUAUAAUUCAAACUCAAAUAAUCAAUGAAUAUUAUGUCAAAGUCGCCUACAAUUUCCCUCGGUUUUUCCAAAUUGUAUUUAUUUAAGUAAAAAUUCAGAAUAUUAUUGCACUUUACUUUCGAGUAGCAUCCUUACCACCAUCAACAACUCUACACAACCAUUAUGCUCAAGAUACUUUCGUGGAUUAAGACGCGAUCGAAUAAGUCUGCAGUAAGAUGCUAUCAAAAUCAACUGCCAACCGGACGUGCCACACGCUCAUCAUGUAGACCGGAUGACAGUCGGAGUAGUGUGGUAGGCAGUCACAGCAUGUGGCGACCCCGCCUCCGAGAGCUGCACGUCAAUCGCUUUAGUGAGCAGUCUCCAGGAGACUUGGCAGACAAUGGUUAUGAUUCAAAUGCGGGAAGCGAUGACCAAUGGUCGGGUAUCAAUGGGCCAACGCUGCGCUGGGGAAUUGCACCCAUUAGCCUGAUGGCGGACGACUUUGCUGCAGCCCUGAGUGUCCUGCCGGCUCAACACCACCGCAUCGUGUCCUGUGUGGCCGCUUACCAGUCGCACGCCCUCGCCUUCGCCGAUCGCCACAAAGUAAAGAAUGUGUACACCAGCUUCGAAGAUUUGGCCAGAUGCCCGGAUGUUGACGUUGUGUACAUCUCACCGCUGAACCCUCAGCACUCGGAGCUGUGCCACCUGAUGCUUAACCACGACAAACACGUGCUGUGCGAGAAGCCGCUCUGCAUGACGGAGGAGCAGGUGCUCAAGCUGCUGGACAAGGCGAAUGCCCGAGGCCUCUUUCUCAUGGAGGGAAUGUGGCCGAGAUGCGUGCCCGCUUACCGUUACCUGCGGCACCAGAUCCUGCGUAACCGCCUUGGCGAGCUUCAGCACAUCCACUGUACUCUGGGGCUGCCAGUUUCCAACAGUCGACUUGCUCUGUAUGGUGGAGUUACCAGCGACUUUGGCGUCUACGGAAUGCAAUUGGCCCUCUGGGUAUUCCGCGAGGUGCCACGCUGCCUUAAGGUUAGCGGCAAGGUCAACUCGGAGAAUGUGGAUGUGGCUGCCAAUAUCGAAAUGUGCUUUAGUCACGGCAAGCAGGCUUUCAUCGAAGUCAGCUCGGAGAAGAGGCUGGACAACAUGGCCAUCAUUCAGGGCAAGGAGGGAAGCAUCAAGAUGGGCAACUACUGGUGUCCCACGCGCCUGAUCACCGACCAGGUGGGCUAUGAGUUCCCACUGCCGGGGGGCGAGGAGGUGCCCGCUACCCAUUACCACAAUCGGGUGGGCAUGUGCUACGAGGCCGAGGAGGUGCGGAACUGCAUCCUGAAGGGAAACAACGAGAGCAACGUCUUCAGCCACAGCGAGAGCCUGCUUUUGGCAAAUCUAAUGGACACCAUCCAUGCUGAACUGGGGGUGGGCGAGUUUGCGCCGGCAGUGAAGUCUCCUAACUUUCAAGAGGAGGUCUUCAGUGUCCGGGACGUUGUGCAGGAUCCCGAGGAGCUGGACAGCGAGACCUGUCGCGUGGUGCAAGAUGUCAACACUGGUGAGACCCUUCCAUGCAACAGGACAGAGGAGGAGGUGGAAGAGAAACAAAACAUACCAAAGGCCCUUGAUGCUCCCUAGAAAAGGGAGAAUGGGGAUAAGAGUGGAGUAUUUAGUCGUGUCCUGUAAAAUAAGCAGUUAUGUAUCUAAAUAAAAUGUGAAAUAAUUA